CAGAGGAGCUAAAGGAGAUCUCCUUCUUCCAGUCCCUGCUCCUCUCUUGCUCCUCCGCGUCGCCGUUACUGCCCGCCCACCCCAGCCACCAUGAGCCGACAGUGCUACACCUCUGGCUCCAUCCUGGGAAGACGAGGCUUCUCCUCGGCAUCUGCCGUCUGCGGCCUGGGCAGGGCCAACAGCAGCUCGGCCUCCGUGUGCCAGCCCGUGGGACGGAGGUGUGGGAUCGGCGGCUUCAGCAGCCGCAGCGUCUGUGACCUGGGCAGAGGGCAAAGGAUUUCCUUCGGUGGGAGCUGCCGCAGUGGCGUCUACGGCGGUGCUGGCGUUGGGCGCUGCGGUGUCGCUUACGGCGGGGGCCGCUUUGGCACCGUCGUGGGCUUUGGGAACUGUGCGAGCUUCGGGGGCCUGGGCAGCUACAGAGGCCUGGGGGAUGGCGUGGCCGUGGGGGGCUACGGCGGUGGCAUCAGCAUCGGCCUCGGCGGAGGGAGGUCCGAGGGGAUUCGCGGCGUCAGCAUCCACCCCGAGCUCCUCAAGCCCCUGUGCGUGGGCGUGGACCCUGAGGAGUGCCAAGUGCGGACCCACGAGAAGGAGCAGAUCAAGAACCUCAACAACCAGUUCGCCUGUUUCAUCGACAAGGUGCGGCUGCUAGAGCAGCAGAACAAGGUGCUGACCACCAAGUGGGAGCUGCUGCAGCAGUAUGUGCUCCCAGCUUCCCGGAGAAACUUGGAGCCUGUGUUUGAGAACUUCAUCUGCAACCUGAGGAAGCAGCUGGAGUGUGUGAUGGGGGAGCGUGAGCGGCUGGAGAAUGAGGAGCGGUGCCUGCGGGACCUGGUCCAGGAGUUCAAGUGCAAGUACGAAGAUGAGAUCAACAAGCGCACGGCGGCAGAGAAUGAGUUCGUGGUGCUCAAGAAGGAUGUGGAUUGUCUCUACCUGACCAAGGAGGAGCUGGAGGUGAGGGUGGGUCUCCUGCGGCAGCAGCUGGAGUUCCUGAAGUGCAUCUACGCUGAGGAGAGAGCUCAGCUGGACUGUCAGCUGUGUGACACCUCUGUCAUCGUGCAAAUGGACAACAGCCGGGACCUGGACAUGGAGGGCAUCAUCAAAAGCGUGGAGUGCUGCUAUGAGGAGAUCGCCCAGAAGAGCAAGGCCGAGGUGGAGGCUUUCUACCAAACCAGGCUGGAGGAGCUCCACAGCAGCCGGGGCAAGUUCUGUGAUGACCUGAGGAAUAACCAGAGCGAGAUUGCCGAGCUCAACAGGAUGAUCCAGAAGCUGCAGUGUGAGUCGGACAACGUGAAGAAACAGAUCUCAGCCCUGCAGACGGCCAUCUGUGAUGCUGAGCAACGGGGGGACUGCGCCCUCAAGGAUGCCCGCCAGAAGCUGGUUGACCUGCAGACAGCUCUGCAGCAGGCCAAGGACAAGAUGGCCUGUCUGCUCAGGGACUACCAGGAGCUGCUCAAUGUCAAGCUGGCCCUGGACAUUGAGAUUGCCACUUACAGGACGCUGCUGGAGGGAGAAGAGAGCAGGAUAUGCACUGGCAACCCUGUGAGCGUAGCCGUGGUCAGCGGCGGGGGCACGGUCGGGGAGUGCCGAUCCCUGUCUGGAAUCGGAGGCAAAUGCACCGUCAAGACCGGAGGGGCCGGCGCGGGGCUGGGCAUGGUCUCGUCCUUCGGCAACGCCGGGUUCAGCACCCGGAGCGUGGAUUGUGUCCCCAAGGUCGGGGCAGGAUUCGGGGCCAGAAGCGCGGUCAGCUGCGUGGGGAGGGAAGUGCUCACCGGGGUGGACGGGGUCCAGUGCGCCCCCGGGAUGGGCAACCUGGGCAACCUGGGCAACCUGGGCAACGUGGUGUGCGCAGGGGUGGAGCAGUGCGGCGCCGGGCCCGUGCUCAUCCCCGGGCCCCCGGGGGUCUGCGGGAACAGGUUCAGCACAUCCGUGCGCGUGGUCAGGACGAGCCGGUAGAGACCGGCGGGGCCCGACACGGCAGAUUUUAUAAUAAUCAGCAUUUCUGCAAUAAAACAGUAUUCCCUCUCCCUCUGACAGCCACAGGGAUCACACAACCAUGCGCUAGGACAUCGCUCUGCCUAAACCCUUUGCCCGACAAACCCCACCCUCUCUCUGAUGUCUUUCUUGGGGGAAACGCCCCCCUGCCCCCCUCAGCCAGGUGAGAUUUUCAUUUCAGAGACCAUUCCUGUCUCCACACAUCAUCUUGGCUUUUCAAUCACCCUUCCCUGCUCGACCCCUUUCCAGCAGAGACUAAUGCAGCUAUUGCAAAAGGAUGAAAAAUUUGGUCAUCCCAACUUCAGAGAAGCCACAAUUUAAUUGUCUGAGACGAAGCUGCAGCUGUAAUUUAACUUCUUUAAUGACAGCAGAAAAAUCCAAUUUUUCCUGUUUACGAGAGGGUUGGGAAUGCUUAUGUAAAUUGGUCCAGGUUGCUACACCGUGUUUGGUAGAGCAGAUUUUAAUUAUGCCCCGACGAGCACCUUAUAUUUCUGUAGUUAAAUGCAUGCGUUGUUUUUCCUGUGUGUAAUAGACGGAAUUAAAGCUUUUAAUGUGUAAGUGAACAGAGUUAUUACCCUUCGCUUACUCCAGACUUUCAGCUGUACCUUCAAUAAACGCCAUGCAUAAUUCA
Messenger RNA from Corvus hawaiiensis (hawaiian crow), 2623 nucleotides. Its product is annotated as keratin, type II cytoskeletal 4-like. The transcript is spliced from 9 exons. Lineage: Eukaryota; Metazoa; Chordata; Aves; Passeriformes; Corvidae. The record is from RefSeq and is a predicted model, not a curated record. Gene Ontology annotation, biological process: intermediate filament organization; keratinization. Gene Ontology annotation, molecular function: structural constituent of skin epidermis. Gene Ontology annotation, cellular component: keratin filament. The coding region runs from base 91 to 1953 and encodes 620 amino acids.